GCCGAAUAGAAAAUGGAAAACGAAGAGAACAUUGCGAAAGAAACUGCGAUGAUGACGGUUCUCAUAGCCAUGUUCGUCCUUGGGUUCGUUGCAGGAGCAGAGCAAACCGAUGGUCAUCCUCAUUCAUCCGCGUAUGAUGUCACGUGGUCACCGCGCGGUCUUUCGUCAACAAUCCCACCUCUUCAUCCGUCGGACGGCGUGUUCCCGACACAGUGGUGCAACCCCCGGCCACAGCACCUCAAGGCCGACAAAGGGAUCCUCUUUCUCAAGCGCAACCUGUUCGCCGGCGCCGUGCUGCCCGCAGACACCAAGCUGGGCCACGUCAGGGGGACAGGCACCCCCAGCACGGUCACCGGCACAGACCCCGUGCCGCCGCCGUUCGCCUACGGCAAUCUCGGAGACAUACUGGCUUACUACAGCAUAACGCCGGGCUCGGAGCAGGCCCGGCAGGUCGCCAGCACGCUCCGGUUCUGCGGCCGCAGCGACGCACGAGGCGGCGACCAGCCGGAAAAACCACACGUCUGUGCCACCACAGAGCAAGAGGCCAUGGAGUUCGCCGCCGCGGCUCUGGGAGCGGCGUCGGCGGAGCCGCUCAGGACGGUCGUGCACGGGCGCGAGGAGCCGCACAGGUACAAGGUGGCACACGGCGGCGUCGCCGGCAUUGCCGGCGCGGUCGUGCCGUGCCACCCGCUGCCGUACCCGGCGGACGUGCUGUCAAGGUUUUGGUUACCGAAUGAGGCAAUUUUACCGAGGGAGACGGGUAAAUGUGGUUACCACGGUUACCGAGAAAUACCAAAAAAUACCGAGAAUAUUUCAAGCGAAUUUUAUAGUUGAAUUUUGAAUUCAAAUAAGUGGAUGAACGAAUAUUCAAACCA
This is a messenger RNA of Triticum aestivum (bread wheat), 875 nucleotides long. RefSeq names its product BURP domain-containing protein 4-like. NCBI's taxonomy places the organism in Eukaryota, Viridiplantae, Streptophyta, Magnoliopsida, Poales, Poaceae. The record is from RefSeq and is a predicted model, not a curated record. Bases 13 to 834 code for a protein of 273 amino acids. The transcript is spliced from 3 exons.